Messenger RNA from Numida meleagris (helmeted guineafowl), 4028 nucleotides. It is a transcript of the gene EPHA2, whose product is annotated as EPH receptor A2. Gene Ontology annotation, molecular function: protein binding; ATP binding; transmembrane-ephrin receptor activity. Bases 394 to 3372 code for a protein of 992 amino acids. The transcript has 15 exons. Gene Ontology annotation, cellular component: plasma membrane; neuron projection. The record is from RefSeq and is a predicted model, not a curated record. NCBI's taxonomy places the organism in Eukaryota, Metazoa, Chordata, Aves, Galliformes, Numididae. Gene Ontology annotation, biological process: cell surface receptor protein tyrosine kinase signaling pathway; protein phosphorylation; axon guidance.
GGGACCUGGGGGGACACAGGGCGGUGGCACGGGGUGGGGGGCUCCUGGAGGUUUUGGGGUCUAUGGACUUACGGGGGUCCCAUGGACCUCUGGGGGUCCCAGAGUCAUCUGAGGGCAUUCAAAGGGGUGUCUGGGUGUGCUGGGGGCUUCCAUGGGCUUUGGGUACAUCUGUGGGUCCCAGGAAUAUGUACCUCCAUGGGCGUUCUGCAGACAGGCCUGGAUCCUGGUGGACAUCUGUUGGUCUUGGAGGCGCCCGUGGGUUCUGAGGGCAUCUGUGGGUUCCAGGGGGACUUGGAGGUAUCUGUGCUUUCGAGAGGCAUCUGAGUGCAUUGGUGGCCCUGCAGGUCCUGGGGCCGUCUGUGGGUCCUGGUUGGCCUCGUGGUCACCCCACUCAUGGCCCCCUUCUCUCCUCUCCCCACAGUUGUCCUGCUGGACUUCGCCAAGGCUCAAGGGGAGCUGGGCUGGCUCACCCAGCCCUACGGCAAAGGGUGGGACCUGCAGCAGCACGUGCUGAACGACUCGGGGAUCUACAUCUACGCGGUGUGCAGCGUGCUGCAGGGCGAGCAGGAGAACUGGCUGCGCACCAACUGGAUCUACCGCAGCGAGGCCCAGCGCAUCUUCAUCGAGCUCAAAUUCACCGUCCGCGACUGCAACAGCUUCCCUGGAGGCGGCGGCUCCUGCAAGGAGACCUUCAACCUUUUCUAUGCGGAAUCUGACGUUGACUACGGCACCAACUUCCAGAAGCGACAGUUCAAGAAGAUUGACACCAUUGCUCCGGAUGAGAUCACGGUGCAGGAAGACUUCGACACACGCAACGUCAAACUCAACGUGGAGGUCCGCUCGGUGGGACCUCUGCGCCGGAAAGGUUUCUACCUGGCUUUUCAGGACCUGGGGGCCUGCGUGUCCCUGCUGUCGGUGCGGGUGUACUACAAGACGUGCCCGGCCGUGCUGCGGGGCCUGGCCGUGUUCCCCGAGACGGUGGCAGGCGCUGACUCCCAGCAGCUGGCGAAGGUGCAGGGUGCCUGCGUGGAGCACGCGGUGGCUGACAAGGCGCCGAUGCUGCACUGCAACACGGACGGAGAGUGGCUGGUGCCCAUCGAGCAGUGCCAGUGCCAGGCUGGCUACGAGGCAGCGGGAGAGCAAUGUCAAGCUUGUCCCCCCGGCACCUUCAAGGCUGACGUGUCCCUGAGUGGCUGCCAGCCCUGCCCUGCGCACACGCUGCCAUCCUCGGCUGCUGCUGCUGCAUGUCCCUGCCAGGACGAGUACUUCCGUGCCCCCACCGACCCGGCCGCCAUGCCCUGCACCCGUCCUCCUUCACCCCCUCGCAGUGUCAUAGCUGUGGGGCUGGGGGCCACCGUGCAGCUGCGCUGGUCCCCCCCCAGCGACAAGGGUGGCCGGGAGGACAUCACCUACUUCAUCACCUGCGAGCAGUGCUUGCCGGAGAGUGGAGAGUGCCAGCCCUGCGAUGGGGGAAUCCGCUACUCACAGCCCCCCCAGGGGCUGGUGGGGACAGGGGUGACGGUCACUGACCUGGAGCCCCAUGUCAACUACACCUUCACCGUCGAAGCUCGAAACGGCGUCUCAGCCUUCAGCCCCCUCCGCAGCGUGGCCACCACCAGCAUCAGCGUCAACCACACGGAGCCGCCCCAGGUGACGUCGGUGAGCCUGAACGGACAAACAGCCACCAGCUUGGUCCUCUCCUGGACGGUGCCACCGCGGCAGCAGAGCUGGGUCUGGAAAUACGAAGUCACCUACAGCAAGAAGUCAGAUGAGAACAGUUACUCGGUGCUGCGCUGCGAGGGCACCUCUGUCACCAUCCCCAAGCUGUCCCCUGGCACCUCCUACGUGGUGCGGGUCCAGGCGCUCACCAAGGAUGGCCACGGCGCCUUCAGCCUCGAGCAUGAGUUUGAGACGUUGCCUGAGGAUGCUGAGUCCAUGGCGUCCGCUGCCGUCAUCAGCGGCUCCGUCACCGGUGUCCUCUUUGUUCUCUGCCUUCUCGCUGUUCUCCUCUACAUCCUCCGGAGGAGGAGGAACUUGCCGUCGCGCCAGUCCCCCGAGGACGUCUACUUCUCCAAGUCCGACCAGCUGAAGCCCCUCAAGACCUACGUUGACCCGCACACCUAUGAAGACCCCAACCAAGCCAUGCUCAAGUUCACCACUGAGAUCUCGCCAUCCUCCAUCACCCGCCAGAAGGUCAUCGGAGCCGGAGAAUUCGGGGAGGUCUACAAGGGCACCCUGAAGCAGGGCAAGAAGGAGGUGCCGGUGGCCAUCAAGACGCUCAAGGUGGGCUACACGGAGAAGCAGCGUGUGGACUUCCUGAGCGAGGCCAGCAUCAUGGGGCAGUUCUGCCACCACAACAUCAUCCGCCUUGAGGGGGUCGUCUCCAAGCGUGAGUGCCUUAAAAUCACCGUUUCCUUCCCAAAAAGCACUCUUUUCAGGAGCACAGAAUUGAUCUUUGGGGAUUUUUCAACGUGUUUUGGCUCUUUUUCUGCAGACAAACCUUUCAUGAUUGUCACGGAGUACAUGGAGAACGGCGCGUUGGACAAAUUCCUGCGGGAAAAAGACGGGCAGUUCUGCGUCAUCCAGCUGGUGGGCAUGCUGCGGGGCAUCGCGGCGGGCAUGAAGUACUUGGCCAACAUGAACUACGUGCACCGGGACUUGGCUGCACGCAACAUCCUGGUCAACAGCAACCUGGUCUGCAAGGUGUCCGACUUCGGGCUGUCGAGGGUGCUGGAGGACGACCCCGAAGCCACCUAUACCACCAGCGGUGGGAAGAUCCCGAUCCGCUGGACAGCGCCCGAAGCCAUCUCGUACCGCAAGUUCACCUCCGCCAGCGACGUCUGGAGCUACGGCAUCGUCAUGUGGGAGGUGAUGUCCUACGGCGAGCGCCCGUACUGGGAGCUCUCCAACCACGAGGUGAUGAAAGCCAUCAACGAGGGCUUCCGCCUGCCCGCCCCGCUGGACUGCCCCUCGGCCGUGUACCAGCUGAUGAUGCAGUGCUGGCAGCAGGAGCGCGCCCGGCGCCCCAAAUUCGCCGAUAUUGUCAGCAUCCUGGACAAGCUGGUCCGUGCCCCCGACUCGCUCAAGACGCUGGCGGAUUUCGACCCCCGCGUCUCCAUCCGCCUGCCCAGCACCAGUGGCUCUGACGGCGUUCCCUUCCGCACGGUGCCCGAGUGGCUCGAGUCCAUCAAGAUGCACCAAUACGCCGAGCACUUCGCCGCUGCCGGGUACAGCACCAUCGAGAAGGUGCUGCAGAUGACGAGCGACGACAUCAACAAGAUCGGGGUGCGCCUGCCCGGCCACAAGAAGCGCAUCGCCUACAGCCUGCUGGGCCUGCAGGAGCAGCUCUGCCCCACGGCCAUCCCCAUCUGACCCCACACGGGCAAAUGAAGGCCCCCAGCGUCCCCGCCCCCUCCCCCCCCUCUGCUUUAUUUAUUGUUCUUAUUAUUUUUUAAGGUUGUUAUUAUUAUUGUUGUUAUUAUUAUUAUUAUUAUUCCCCGCAGGGGAUGAUUUCACCGCAUCGGCAUCGCUGUCCCGAGGACAAAACAGGGGGAAACCCCCCCCCAAAAAAUGACAAUUUCAAGUGGGGGAGGCUGUUUUGGGGGGGAAUUUCCUCUUUUUUUUUUCUGCAUUUCAAGGAAGACAAAAAACCAAAGGGCUGAGCCAUGUGGCUUUGGCCCCCAAAUUUCUCCAUUUCUCCCUUUUCCCCCCCCCCCAUUUUCCUCUCCCCCUGCUGGGUUGGUGUUUCUCUGCCUUACCACUGAUAACCAGUGUUACCUCUUUAUUUUGUCAUUGGUGGUGUUGUUGUUUUUUCUAAUUUAUUAUAUUUUUGUAUAUUUAUUGAGAGAAAUCAAAAAGGUCUCAGAUUUCGGAGAGGUAAAAGGAGAGAAGGGAGAGGAAAAAAAUAAAAGCGGGGGGAGGGGGCAGGUUUUGGGUUUUACCCCUGUUUUUUAAUGGAUUGUAAGAGGUUUUCAUGAUUUUCAUGACAGUGAGUUGGAUUUGAAUAAAACUUUUGUGCUCUUUUUCUA